Belonocnema kinseyi is the source of this 3467-nucleotide messenger RNA. RefSeq names its product knirps-related protein-like. Bases 539 to 1678 code for a protein of 379 amino acids. The transcript is spliced from 3 exons. Gene Ontology annotation, molecular function: sequence-specific DNA binding; zinc ion binding; DNA-binding transcription factor activity. Gene Ontology annotation, biological process: regulation of DNA-templated transcription. The record is from RefSeq and is a predicted model, not a curated record. NCBI's taxonomy places the organism in Eukaryota, Metazoa, Arthropoda, Insecta, Hymenoptera, Cynipidae.
GCGCAAAAGAGACCCACGAGAAUAGUGAGCGUGCCAUUCGCUGGACGCCCGGCACUGACAGACCAAAAUCACUAGCGCUCAGGUGGGGACUGAUUUAACAAUCAGACGGACAAGACACCAUCGCUUCUAAAAAGUCAUUCACCUAACGGUCAUCGUCGCAUUGACACCUUCCGUUUCUUCUGCUUCCUUCCCGUGAUACCACAACUCGAGGUUCAUCAGUUCUUCAAGGGCAGUCAUUGGAGGUGGUCCAUUAUUUUGGGACUUGUUUCAUCAAUUUUUGUGAACUUUCUGGGUGAUUUCAUCGUGAUUGAUAGCGCUUUGAACAUUUACUUUGAUUAGAGACUAGUGUUUCAAGGAUUUUUUUUUGUGAAAACUGUGAAUGACUCGUGUGGAUUGUUAGUUGAUUGUAAUUUUGUUGACAAUUGGUGUUGAGAAAAGGUGCAAGUACAAGAGUGACAAUGGAAUACUUCUUGUGACAACUUGAAGAAGAGAGACUCGGAUUUCUUCUUUUCUUGGCAGCUUAUUUUAAACUUUGAAGAUGAAUCAGCAGUGCAAGGUGUGUGGGGAACCUGCGGCUGGUUUCCACUUUGGUGCGUUCACCUGCGAGGGCUGUAAGUCCUUCUUUGGUCGGUCUUACAAUAACCUCACCAGCAUAUCAGAAUGCAAGAACGGAGGAGAAUGUGUAAUAAACAAAAAGAACCGAACAGCCUGCAAAGCAUGUCGACUCCGGAAAUGUUUGUUAGUCGGCAUGUCCAAAUCCGGCUCUAGGUAUGGUCGAAGAUCCAACUGGUUUAAAAUCCACUGCCUUCUUCAGGAACAACAACAGCAGCAACAGCAGCAGCAACAACACCAUACUCUCCAAAAUCAGCAAAGACAGCACCCAACAAGUCCACCAAUUCAUUCCACGCCACGAAAGGAUGAUGUCCUCAUGCUAGGUCUCGAUGACUACAAAAAUUCAACCUCACCAAGCAUCAGUUCACCAGAAUCUCAAAACAGCGACUCUUCCAUUGAAAUUUCCGAAAGGAGAGCCGCAUUCGGACACCAUCCAGGCUUCCGACCUCUUCAUUCCCACCUCCACCAUCCCUCAGAUUUAUCAACCUUAGGUAAAGAAAUCAUGGGACUACCUUUGGGUUUCCAUUUAGGAGGAAUGCCUCUCCUACCACCUUCUUUCUUACCACCACCAAGCCUGACCAUGUUCUCUCCUUACCAUCUCUAUGCUUCAUCCCACGGAACCCCUCAUCUGAUGAACCAUUCGACUCUUCAGCAAUCACCUAUUCGCAGAAGCAACACGCCAACCAUGACCACCGAUAAUGAAAAUUGUACCAACAACAAUGAUAGACUAGAGCAGAAUCAUAAUACGAGGUCGAACACACCCCUCUCUCCAGAGAGUGAUCACAUCGAGUAUUCCAAACGAUUCUAUCUCGAUGCAGUCUUGAAGAGUCAGAGGUCAACUCCCCUAUCGCACAAGACCCAGUCUGAACCUUAUUCCCCGCCUGCAAGUCCAGAUCACGUUUCACCUCAAGAGAACCCUAUUGAUCUUUCCAUGAAGACUGCAACUUCAUCAAGAAGUAGAAAGCUUGAUGAACUCUAUAUUGAUAUGGACGAUGAAAACAGUGACAGGGACAGUCCACUACUGAAGAGAAGACAUGUGGCUAUUGAUCUGACAACAAGGACAUAAGGAAUCAAGCAUUGGCUCUUUGGAAAGGAGCUAUUGGAAUCAAACCCCAUGAGAAGCAGUAAUUAGGAAUCUGUGAUUGAAGCUUAUGACUUCCAGACUUUGCAAUAAUUAGAACUUGAAAUAUUCUCGGAGUCAUUAGAACAAGAAUAUGGAGAGAUCCCUUUUUGAGGCCUUGAGCAAAUCUUCCAAUUACGUCGAUACAGGCUGAGGGUCGUAAAGCAGGACCACUUAGCGGGUUUUAAUUAAUGAGCACGCUUGUGUAUGUUCAUGCCGUCAGAGUAUCUGGAACCAUGUUCGCUGAUAAACAUGUCAAAGGGGCAAGCACGUGUUCGCGGCGUUUUGUACUAAGGAUUUAACCCAUAGACACGUGUCGAAGUGCGAAGCACAUUAUCUUACAACCUACAAGCAUUCGAUACCUGCCAAUGUACACUCCACACCUUCUGCAAACUGGAAAACUGGAGAACCCCAUCUGUCGACUCGAAACUACAUGCUAUCGAGUCUUAAGACUGGAACAAGUUAACCAACUUCCGGUUCCUUCUGUCUUUUUAUUGAGGCAGUUUCGCGUAUUGUAAAAGGACAUAGUACAUUCUCAAAUGUACCUUUCAGAUGUACCUUGCAUGUGUUUCUUUUGUGCAUAACUUUUAGUUGUACCUUUUAGGUACGAUAUCGAAAAACACGUGGCUUUAAUCUCGUUAUAAAACGGACAAUUUCUAUACCGUCGUUUUAUCCGUGGAUACAAGGUCAUCUUGCCGAACACAGGUUCCCUUUUAACGCGCCGGAUCUCAAGGAGUAACCGAUUUGUAAGACACGGUUCUUCCCUCAUAGGUGAUGUUUCGGAAUUUAUUCUCCAAGUGCUGAGAGCAUUUGUAUUUUUAAAAAUAGUUUGCCUGUAGUUAUUCUACGAGGAUCGAGAAAAAACGAAAUAGAUUGAGAUUCUGAAUCAGAAUUGGAAGAAUUUGAGUAAAAAAAUUCUUAAACUUGUAUAAUAGUGAUUAGUUGAAUAUUGAGAGGCACUCGUACAUGACAUUUAUAUUUUGAAAUCGAUUAAUCAUGCUUUGCAUUCAUUAUAUUGCAUAUAGUGAAACUUUAUAGAUAUGAUGUAAAUAUAGCUUUUAAAUCUAGUACAUAAGCUUCGCCUAUUUUUUAAGAGAUAAUCCUUAAUCGAAAAACAUCAUGAAAGCGAAUAUUUCAAAAAACGGACUCUUGUCGAUAUAUUUUUGUAAUAAGUUGUUAUCGAUUCGGUAUCGAUGUAGUCAAUGAAGGCCAGUAUUCCAUGUUACCUUAAGUAUUGUUGCUAUCGUUAACGGAAUUGAAUCCAAAUUUGGACAAGUGCAAUCAUUAUGUAUACGCCGUUUUCGAAGAUGAGAGCCUUGCUGUGAGGAAUCUCUAACUUAUAAAUAUUUGACAUUGUUAGACAAAGUCAAACUGUAAAUAAAAUAUGAUCGUCAAAUUUUUGCGAAAGAAGGGACGCAGGCCAGUAAAUACCUAUACAAUGUAAAUAGCAGUUUCGACAAUGAAAGUCCGUUGUAUCACAAUGUGAGUGUUGUUAAGCUGCUUGUAAAAUAAGUUGAAUUUGUUUUGCUAAUGUUUGUAUAAUUUAUGUGUCUCUGUUAAUUUUUCGAUUAGGAGCGAAAAACGACUGGAAGUAUGAAUAAGAAAUUUUCUUUAAACGGAAAUUAUGUGGUGCCAAAAUUAAACAUCACUCAUUGUUACAGGAGAGAGUUGAAUGUUAAGAUUAAGUUAUUUUUGAAGGAAGACUUUUGCAAAAUAAAUUAAAAAUGAUACGUAA